GGUGUGGGUGACUCGAGUGCCAGGAGAGCUUUGAAUAACAGAGGGAGAGGGGAGAAAUAAAAGGAAUAAGCGCCACAAGCCCUCAGUCUUCCAGCAGCAAAGAGAAGACACAGGAAUAACCAUGCCUGAGCCGGUCCCUGCAGCUAAACAAGAGGGCCAAGACGAAGCCUUGGCAGAUGGAGCAGAGUCAGACACUGAUGGGGAUGAGCCCGGUGCGACUGAGCUCUCCGGGCUCUUUGUCGAGAAACCUGCCCAAGAAGUAGUUGCUGUUGCAGGAUCAGACAUCACUUUCAUAGCCAAGGUUGACUCUACCACCCUGGCAAGAAAACCCACCAUGAAAUGGCUAAAGGGAAAGUGGCUGGAUCUUGGCAGCAAAGCCGGGAAACACAUGCAGUUCAAAGAAACCUACGACAGAAACACUAAGAUCUAUACCUAUGAGAUGAAGAUCGUUAAAGUGGUCCCUGGAGAUGCUGGAGGCUACAGGUGUGAGGUGACGGCAAAAGACAAGUGCGACAGCUCGACCUUUGAGAUCACUGUUGAGGCUGCACAGCAGGAACAGCAGGCGGAUAUUUUGUCUGCUUUCAAGAGGGCGGAUGCUGGAGAGGAUGAAGGUGAUCUGGAUUUCAGUGCACUGCUAAAAGCUGCUAAGAAGAAGAGACCGGAAAAAGAGGAACCACAAAUAGAUGUGUGGGAAUUGCUGAAGAAUGCCCAUCCAAGCGAGUAUGAAAAGAUUGCCUUUGAGUAUGGAAUCACUGACCUGAGGGGCAUGCUGAAACGUCUGAAAAAGAUGAAUGUACAGCCCAAGCAUUGUGAGGCUUUCCUGAAGAGGCUGGAAUCCUGCUACUCUGUGGAAAAGGGCAAGAAGAUUGUCUUGCGGUGUGAGGUGGUUGAUCCUGACAUCCAAGUCACAUGGCUGAAGAAUGGCCAGGAGAUCAAACCCUCAGCAAAAUAUGUCAUGGAAGCAAACGGCAACGUCAGAACCCUCACCAUCAAUAAGACCACCCUCGCUGAUGAUGCUGCAUACGAGUGUGUGGUUGGUGAAGACAAGUGUUUUACAGAGGUGUUUGUCAAAGAGCCUCCUGUGACCAUCACCAAGCUGAUGGACGACUACCAUGUGGUCGUGGGCGAGAGAGUGGAGUUUGAGAUUGAGGUGUCAGAGGAGGGAGCCCAUGUCAUGUGGUUCUUUGAGGAUCAAGAGCUUCACAAAGACGUAGACUCCAAGUUUCGCUUUAAGAAAGAUGGAAGAAAGCACACGCUUAUCAUUCAGGAGGCUACACUCGAUGACAUCGGAAUGUACCAUGCCUGGACAAAUGGAGGGCAUACCAAAGGAGAGCUGGAGGUGGAAGAGAAGGAACUGGAGGUUUUGCAGGACAUUGCUGAUCUGACAGUGAAGGCAGCAGACCAGGCUGUGUUCAAGUGUGAAGUGUCUGACGAAAAGGUCACAGGAAAGUGGUUCAAAGAUGGAGUGGAGGUCAAGCCAAGUGACCGUCACAAAAUGAGUCACAUUGGAAGGUUUCACAAGCUGGUUAUUAAUGAUGUGAAGCCAGAAGAUGCUGGAGACUACACAUUUGUUCCUGACGGAUAUGCUCUGUCACUUUCUGCCAAACUCAACUUCUUGGAAAUCAAGAUUGACUAUGUGCCUAGACAAGAUCCUCCAAAGAUUCACCUGGACACCACAGGAAACAUGGUCUCGCAAAACACCAUUAUUGUGGUGGCGGGCAACAAGCUGCGUCUGGAUGUGGAGAUCACAGGAGAACCGGCACCCACUGUUGUGUGGUCUAAGGGAGAUAAGCAAAUCACAGAGAAUGAAGGCCGUGUACGGGUGGAGACCACGAAAGAGAUCAGCUCCUUUGUCAUUGAGGGGGCAGAGAGGGACGAUGAGGGCAACUACACCAUCAUUGUCACCAACCCAGUGGGAGAGGACAAGGCUGUCCUGUUUGUGAAGAUUGUAGACGUGCCUGAUCCCCCUGAGAAUAUCAAAUGCCAAUCAGUGGGUGAAGACUGUGCUACCAUUGUCUGGGACGUGCCCAAAUUUGAUGGUGGUGCACCAAUCAAAGGUUACCUCAUGGAGAGGAAGAAGAAAGGCUCCUCCAGAUGGACAAAGCUCAACUUUGAUGUGUAUGAGUCCACUACAUAUGAGGCUAAGAGGAUGAUUGAAGGCAUUUUCUAUGAGAUGAGGGUGUUCGCUGUCAACAGCAUUGGUUUGUCUCAGCCGAGCCUCAACUCCAAACCCUUCAUGCCCAUUGCCCCAACUAGUGAGCCAACGCGCUUGACAGUGCAUGAUGUGACGGACACCACAUGCAGCCUGAAGUGGCUCGCCCCAGAGAGGAUUGGAGCUGGAGGCCUGGAUGGUUACAUCAUUGAAUACUGCAAGGAUGGAGACACUGAGUGGAAAGCGGCAAACCAGGAGCCUUGUGAGAGACAGUGGUAUGUGGUGCGUGACCUCCCCGUGGGAGAAAAGGUCAACUUCAGGGUGGUGGCAGUAAACAUGGCUGGACGCAGUCCUCCCGCAACACUGCAGCAGCCUGUCACCAUCCGUGAGAUUGUUGAACAUCCAAAGAUCCGCCUUCCUCGUGAACUAAGAACAAAGUACAUCAGAAAAGUUGGAGACAAGAUCAACCUGACCAUCCCCUUCCAGGGUAAACCUCGCCCUGUCGCAAACUGGUACAAGGAUGGUCAACCUGUUGACCCCAAGAUAAUCAAUGUCCGUAACUCAAAUGUGGACAGCAUCCUCUUCAUCCGCUCAGCAGAAAGAGAGCACUCUGGAAAAUAUGAGCUGGUUCUACAGAUUGAGAACUUGGAAGACAGGGCCACCAUUGACAUCAGGGUUGUUGAGAAGCCUGGACCUCCACGGAACGUGAGGGUGACAGAUGUCUGGGGCUUUAAUGCAGCACUGGAAUGGGACACCCCAACGGACGACGGCAACUGUGAGAUUCUCGGAUACACAAUUCAGAAGGCAGACAUGAAGACCCAGGAAUGGUUCACCAUUUAUGAGCAUAACAAACGGACCCACUGCACAGCCUCAGACCUGAUCAUGGGCAAUGAAUACAUGUUCCGUGUCUACAGUGAAAAUAUCUGCGGCCUGAGUGAGGAGCCACGCAUGAGCAAGAACAAGGCUACUAUUGCCAAAACAGGCCUGGUACACAAACAAAACCCCUACAAGGAGAAGGAAAUGAGCUGCGUGCCCAAGUUUACUCAGCCAUUGCUGGACAGAUCUGUAGUGGCUGGUUACAGCACUGCCAUCAGCUGCUCUGUCAAAGGCUUCCCUAAGCCUAAGAUUGUCUGGAUGAAGAACAGAAUGAUCAUUGGUGAAGAUCCCAAAUACUUGAUGCAGAACAACCAAGGUGUGCUGACCCUCAACAUUCGUAAGCCAAGCACCUUUGAUGGAGGCAAAUACUCCUGCAUGGCUGUCAACGACCUGGGCAAGGAUGAAGUGGAGUGUAAGCUGGACGUCCGAGUUUACACAGAACAACAGGACAAGAAGUGAGAAGCCGAACAGCAAAGAAUGUGAAAUGAACCAAACAGUGGAAUAACAGUGAAUGUCACUAUGUAGAGUUCACACUGUCAAUAGUGAAUCUAAUAAAAUGUAGCAAUGCCUGACAUUAACAA
Molecule: messenger RNA, 3609 nt
Organism: Solea senegalensis (Senegalese sole)
Lineage: Eukaryota; Metazoa; Chordata; Actinopteri; Pleuronectiformes; Soleidae
Gene: mybpc2b
Product: myosin binding protein Cb
Exons: 30
Coding region: 122-3487 (1121 amino acids)
Molecular function (GO): protein binding
Source: RefSeq, a predicted model, not a curated record